Messenger RNA from Thermothielavioides terrestris NRRL 8126, 4065 nucleotides. RefSeq lists its product as uncharacterized. Gene Ontology annotation, molecular function: ATP binding; protein serine/threonine kinase activity. The transcript has 5 exons. Bases 231 to 3947 code for a protein of 1238 amino acids. NCBI's taxonomy places the organism in Eukaryota, Fungi, Ascomycota, Sordariomycetes, Sordariales, Chaetomiaceae. Gene Ontology annotation, cellular component: cytoplasm. Gene Ontology annotation, biological process: protein phosphorylation; intracellular signal transduction. The record is from RefSeq and is a predicted model, not a curated record.
GACCCGACUGCACACGGCUGGCCUAUUCCCUUGCGCCUGUGGAAGUCGUUUGUUUACUCCCCCUUCGCAACUGUUGACUUUCACCGAGGCCGGCCUUUUCCAUACUACUUCAUAAUUUCGAUCCCCAUCGGCGCCAAUUCCUGUCCCAUCUCGGCUUUUUCGCUUCUCCGGCCCAAGUCUUCUCCAAGAUCGACUAUGCAUUGAGCCUUCAGUCGCUUGCUCGGUCGGUCAUGGAUACCCCCACCACGGCCAGGAACCAGGCUCCUCGCCAGCCAUUGAGUGACGCGACGCAGCGGCUCAACCAUGCCACCGUUACAAACGUCAGCCGCCGCCACCAGGUCGGCGACGAUGAGAACUACCUGCUGUCCAAGUCCAACAAUGCCGCUCGAGGCCGUUCCCAUCCCGUCCUCACCUCACACCAUCCGGCAGUCGAACCACGUCCACAGCACGUCCCGGCUCCGGCAGCAGUGGUUGCCGAGCCUGGCCCAGCCCACCCGCGGCUUUCUGCCAUCUCCAGGGAUGCUCGUGAUGUCUCGGACUCGCGCCGCGUCUCCCAGUUCUCCAAUGUGUCCUCCAACGCGUCCAGCACUCGCCAGCUCAAGACCCAUAUUGGGCCCUGGCAGCUCGGCAAGACUCUGGGGAAAGGCUCGUCAGCCCGGGUUCGUCUGGCCCGCCACCGCGUGUCGCAUCAGCUGGUGGCGAUCAAGAUCGUGGCCAAGAGCACCGCCCACAUGACCCAGGCAGGCAGUCUGGCGAACCUUGACCGUAUCGACUACAGGAACCCGACCACGGCCGCCGACGGGGGCCUUCGCCGGAUGCCGCUGGCUAUUGAGAGAGAAGUCGCUAUCCUCAAGCUGAUCCGGCACCCCAACAUCAUCGAAUUGCUGGACAUAUGGGAAAAUCGCUCGGAGAUCUACCUGGUCACAGAGUACGUCGAGAAGGGGGAUCUCUUCGAGUUCAUCAACUGGAACGGUCCGCUCCAUGAAGAGGAAGCCAUCUUCUACUUCCGUCAGAUCAUGACUGCCUUGGAUUACUGCCACUCGUUCAACAUUUGCCACCGCGAUCUCAAGCCGGAGAAUAUCCUGCUGAAAGCGAACGGCCAGAUCAAAAUUGCCGAUUUUGGCAUGGCAGCAUUGCAGCAAGACCCAAGCCACCAGCUUCGGACUGCCUGUGGGAGCCCACAUUAUGCUGCCCCCGAGUUGCUCCGCCACCAGUUCUACAAGGGCUCGGCUGUAGACAUCUGGAGCAUGGGGGUCAUCUUGUUCGCCAUGCUGGCCGGACGUCUCCCGUUCGACGACGACAACAUGGACGUCAUGUUGGCGAAGGCGAAGCGCGCAGAGUACAAGAUGGCGGCACACUUGACGAGAGAGGCGAAGGAUCUUAUCAGGAGGAUUCUGGUGGACCAGCCAGCCCACCGCAUCACCAUGAAGCAGAUGUGGCGGCACGCCCUCAUCAAGAAGUAUGAGUAUCUGGCCGAGCAUCAGAACUGGGACGAUCAGUCCCAGAAUACGGUGCGCGACCUGGGAGCUGCACCAAUUCCCGAGGAAAUCGACAUCCAGAUCCUUCGUCAGCUCAAGGCGCUUUGGCACACGUAUUCAGAGGCGGCUCUCCGAGAGAAACUUAGUCAGGACAAGCCGAACGACCAGAAGUUGUUUUACUGGUUGCUUUACAAUCACCGGGAGGCCCAGCUGGAGAACUACAACAACAACGUGCCGGUCUCGAAGAGCGACUUUCACCACCUCAAGCCACCGAACUGGAGCAAGCGGAUCUCGACUUGCCAGUUCACCAAACCCGGGCGCAACGGCCAUCCCAAAACCGUGUCCCGAUUCACAGUAAUCUCCAAUGUGCCGGAUGUAGACGAGGUCGGCACCAUCCGGAGCUAUGAUCCCUACAACGCAUCCCGCGUCCUGCAGCCGUGCGGCUCGCAAGUAAGCCAUGCCAAGAUCAUUGUCCAUCGCAACAGCCCCGAGCCGGGCGUCGGGCCGUCGCCCACUACCGUCUCGCAUUCGUACCGUUCGUAUCGAUCUGUGAACGGCUCUUUCCGGCAGCGCGCGAGAACCAUCUCGCGACGUGCAAGCUCAGCCAGCAAUCUGAAGUCGCCUCAAGCGUCCAUGAGCUCCAUCCGGAGCCAUCACAGCAACCCUCGGGUCCGCGCAAACAACCGAUCGAGACGCUCCGUCGAUUUCUCGAGCGUCCGCAGCAAGAGUCGCCGUCACCGUCGGAACCGGCAUGCGACCUUGGCUGCUCCAGCCACCGCUGCUGGGGAUGAUGCGACACCCGAUCAUGACGCGCUCACCGCCGCCAAUCGGGCCGAUGGGGCUGAUGCACGCCAAGUUGCAGCCACCAGGUCCAUGAUUGAGGUCGGCGACACAACAGACGACACGUUCAUCUGGAGCGAAGAGCUCGAGGAACUCGGCCACCGGAUUGCUCGGGAUUGUGACGAAGCGUUUAUGAGUUCCCUCCUCCUGUCCGAGCCGAGCGCAGCGGGAGCCGACUCUCGCGAAGCAAGCCCAUUCACACUGUCUCUGGGGACUCUGCCGGCCUUGCGAUCUUCGGAAGGCCAGGCGCCAUCGAACGAGAGCCGUUCGGGAACCCAUCCCUGGGACAACCGGCCCCUGCCCCCUGUUCCGUCCCAGGGUACCACUUCGCCUCUCUCAGUUCGAGACAACGGAUUGAACAUUGGAUCCGUCUCCCAGACGUCAAGACCCUACACCCUCCACUCCAGCCGGAACGUCCAGGUUCCGGAUCGUCGUGUUGUUUCCGAGCCGCUCUAUGACCGUGUGACGAAAGAGCCGAGACUACUGCCCUCCAUCUACGAGAACACGCCGGAUAGUUGGAUGAAACGCAAUGGCGGGUGCCACGAAUCGGGUCCAACCUGCCCGGAGACACCCACCCAUGCUAAGAACAAAGGGUUCGACUAUCUGGCCCAAGCUGAGAACACGAUUCGUCUUGUCAACUCGCCGACCGCGUUUGGUGCCGAAGAACCGGUCGAAGUUCCGGCGCCUCUCAAGAUUCAAAAGGUAUCUCAGAACACUGGCACCCACUCGGCAUUUGAGGCCUCGCUCCAGGCGCCGCCGAGGCGCAGCUCUUGCGGGCAGCAGCAGAAAACGUCGUCGAUCGAUGACCGUAACAGCGGCGAUGUCCUGCCGCCCAAGAAGAGGGUCUCUUCCUGGUUCAAACGCGCCUCUAAAGAGGAAACCGGUGGCUCAAGCUUCGUUGCGGUGUCCGACUCUAGCGCCCGCUCGAAGGAGACGCUGGUAAACUCGGAAGCCAGCCGCCUCAGCCGGCCCGUUUCGCAGUUGACUGACGAGCCGGCCGUCCGCCGUGCUCAAAAGAAGAAGUCUUUCGGCUUUGCGUUUUGGAAGGGUGGCAAAGAGGAGCUGAAGAUGUCGCUCGGAGAUUCGGACCCUGACGACGCCCAAGGUCGCCAGGAAAAAGCGAUUAAAAAGCGAUCCAGCAAGGAAGCCCGACAGGUGAGCGGCGCGCGACAGAGCGUCUGGUCAGAGAGCGACGGCGGCAUUCGCAAGAUCGAGGUUCAGCAGAACUGGCUGGCUCGUCUGUUCCGGGUCAAGCCUGCCAUGCGUUACUUGUGCUUCAAUAUUGCCAAGCGCCGUGCCCGGCAGGAAGUGGCCAUCCUGCUCCGCGAGUGGCGUAGGUACGGUAUGAGGGACGUCGAGGUGGACAAGGAGCGGAACAUUAUCUUCGCACGGGUGGGUGCGAAGAACUACCUGAACUUGAAGGAGGUAUCCUUUGCCGUCGAGCUGAUGACGGUCAUUGAACACGGCCGGCGCAACCAGCUCAGCAUUGCCCGCUUCACGCAGGAGAAGGGCGCGGCCAGCAGCUUCCACAGGGUUGUGGACGCCAUCAACGCCGCAUUCAGCACCCGUGCCCUGCUCGUCAACGACAAGCGGAAGGUCAAUAUGAUGAUCAAGACGCUUAACUCUUGAAACACGGCGGCGCAUGCUGCCAAUCGGUUUUGCACUCUCGUGCAUGUUGCUCCCAAGCCCGGGGGACAACGGCGACUUCUCGCUGUUUUACUGUCCGAGUUCAUGUCGGGAUGCGGCG